GGACAGAAGAAAGGACUAAAGGAGGAAAAUUGAAGGGACAGAACAAAAACCAUGAAGCUGUUUUCGUUGUUUUAACAAAGCACUUUUUUAGUCUCUUUUUCUUCUCUUUUUUUUUUUCUCUGUUUUCUUUUAUUUGAAAUCAAAAGCAUCAAACGAAAAAACAUUUCUGCAGAACUCCUUUUCUCAUAUCUUUUAUGAACUGUCUUCUCCAUCCAGUAUUUUCUUUCGAUUUGAUUUAAUUUCUUGAAAAUUUUAUUGAAUUUGGCGAAUUUUGUAUUUUCUUGAAUUUUUAUUUUAUGAUUUUUAUGGAAUGUGCUUCCAUGUUCUUCUUUAUAAUUAUUCAGGGUUUUGAUCUCCAUUUAUUUCAUUUGUGGGGCAAAUCCUUUGUUGGUUUGUGAAUUUUUUUUGUUAAUAUGUUUGUAUAUUCAUCAAGUUGGUUUUGAAUUAAUACUGCAUUAUUAAGAUUUUUUUUUGUUUGUUUGUUGUUGUUGAAAUAAUUAAAGCUGAGUGAUAAUUUUCUUCCAAAAUUUUUGCCACUCAAAAGAGAUUUUUGGAUUUUGAGUGUUGAAAUAAUAAGGUUCUUUAAUUUUCUUUUUUUUUUUUUAAUCCACAAUUGGGUGUACAAAUCAAGUUUAGUCAUGGAUCAUAUAGUUGGGGGAAAGUUCAAAAUGGGUCGGAAGAUCGGUGGUGGAUCCUUUGGCGAGCUAUUUCUUGGGGUUAAUGUACAGAAUGGAGAGGAAGUUGGUAUAAAGCUGGAACCUGCAAGGACCAAGCACCCUCAGCUUCACUAUGAAUCUAAAAUUUACAUGCUACUUCAAGGAGGAACGGGAAUUCCUCAACUCAAGUGGUUUGGUGUUGAGGGCGAGUACAAUGUCAUGGUCAUUGACCUUCUAGGGCCGAGUCUUGAAGACUUGUUUAACUACUGCAACAGGAAGUUCUCUUUGAAAACAGUGUUGAUGCUUGCAGAUCAGUUGAUUAACAGAAUCGAGUAUAUGCACUCAAAAGGUUUUCUUCAUCGUGAUAUAAAGCCUGACAACUUUCUAAUGGGUUUAGGUCGUAAAGCCAAUCAGGUUUACAUCAUUGACUAUGGGCUUGCAAAAAAGUAUAGGGAUCUUCAAACACAUAAGCAUAUACCUUACAGGGAAAAUAAGAAUCUCACUGGCACAGCACGAUAUGCUAGUGUGAACACUCACCUUGGAGUUGAACAAAGCAGAAGAGAUGACUUGGAAUCUCUUGGUUAUGUGCUCAUGUAUUUCCUAAGGGGAAGUCUUCCCUGGCAGGGCCUUAAAGCAGGGACAAAGAAGCAAAAAUAUGAUAAAAUCAGUGAAAAGAAGAUGUUAACUCCUGUUGAGGUGCUUUGCAAAUCAUAUCCAUCAGAGUUCAUAUCAUACUUCCACUAUUGUCGAUCAUUGCGUUUCGAAGACAAACCAGAUUAUUCCUAUUUGAAAAGGCUUUUCCGUGAUUUAUUUGUUCGAGAAGGUUAUCAGUUUGACUAUAUCUUUGACUGGACUAUACUAAAGUAUCCUCAGAUUGGGUCCAGUUCGAGACAACGGCAGUCCAGCGGGAAAGCUGGUUCAAAACCACGACAAUCUGUUGAACAAACAGAAAAGGCUCCAGUAGGACAAGAGACUCGUGAUAGAUCGUCAGGUGCACUUGAAGCAUUCAGUAGAAGACUUGCGUCUGGUGUUGGACAGCAGGGUGACCGCUUGAAGCACAGGACAUCAGAGGAUGCAUCAUCAUCUAAGGAGGCACGAACUCAUUCAGAAAGAGGCCGAACUUCUCGCAAUGGCAGUGUGUCAAAGAAGGCUGUUGCUUCGAGCAGCAGGCUAAGCUCCACUGUUGCAGGCAGUGAGAGUCGAUCAAGUUGGCUGUUCUCAAAUGGUAGUCGUCUGUCUGCCACCCACAGAAUCCAUUCUGGAGCCGGGUCUAAAGUCUCCCAUGGCACUGCCACAAAAGACACUCGUGAUGAUCAGCUUCGGAGCUUUGAGCACCUCAACAUUGGCACAGAUAAGGGCAAGCGAUGAACAUUAGUGCAUCGUAUUUGGUAUAAAAUGUUGCUGCUUUAUUCAAG
Messenger RNA from Hevea brasiliensis (rubber tree), 2071 nucleotides. Its product is annotated as casein kinase 1-like protein 10. Gene Ontology annotation, cellular component: nucleus; cytoplasm. NCBI's taxonomy places the organism in Eukaryota, Viridiplantae, Streptophyta, Magnoliopsida, Malpighiales, Euphorbiaceae. Gene Ontology annotation, biological process: signal transduction; endocytosis; peptidyl-serine phosphorylation. The transcript has 14 exons. Bases 639 to 2024 code for a protein of 461 amino acids. The record is from RefSeq and is a predicted model, not a curated record. Gene Ontology annotation, molecular function: ATP binding; protein serine/threonine kinase activity.